Molecule: messenger RNA, 501 nt
Organism: Rotaria socialis
Lineage: Eukaryota; Metazoa; Rotifera; Eurotatoria; Philodinida; Philodinidae
Source: the annotation of a GenBank genome assembly
AUGAUUCAUGAAGUAUAUAACAGUCGGGCUUAUUUUGACAGUGCAGCUCAUCGUCACCAAACGGUCAAGCAAUUAAUAAAAAAGGCAAACCUCACGUUAAUUGGAGUUCAUAUUCGUCGUGGAGAUUUUCUCGGGAAAGUACAUUUAGGCUUCGCAGUGUCAACAAUGUCGUAUAUAUUGCGAGGUUUACUUUACUUCUCACAAAAAUAUCCAGAUUCUAUAUUUAUAAUUGUUAGUGAUGACAAACCGUGGUGCCGAACUAACAUUGGAAGCCAUCUCAAUACGGUUGUGCUACCCGAAACUUUAUCAGCCUCUGAGGAUAUGGCUAUGCUCACCCUCUGUCGAGAUUCACUCAUUACGACAGGUACUUUUGGUUGGUGGGCAGCUACUUUGGCCGGUGGCGUUGUUUUAUGUGACAAAUCCUAUCCAAAAAAUGGCACCUGGCUGUCAAAUUUGUGCCCCAGUGAUCAGUAUCUUCCACCGUGGUUCGUUGGUAUUUGA